AAUGAUUAUUUUUGGGGAAGGCGAGGUAAUCCGAACGUUUUGUUGUGAAAGGAAAAUCAAGAAAAAUCUGAGAUCUAACUUAUUUAUAUUUUAAGCUUUGAUUUUAUUCAUUUUAUCAUUUUACAUAAGAUGGGGUGUGAUGGUGGAACAAUACCAAGACGAGAUGAAUUAGUUAGAACCAAACAGAAACCUGAACAGAAAGAUAAAACAGCUGAUCUUGCAGCAAAAUGGAAGCAUUGUGCAUUGACUCAAGAUCCAUUACGUGAACCUAUAAUGGCUUGUGAGCUUGGAAGGUUGUACAACAAAGAAUCAGCCCUAGAGUUUCUAAUUGACAAAAGCAAGUUUGAAUGUGCCUCAAGUUUUGAGCACCUUCGUGGACUCAAGGACUUGAAGCAGUUGAAGCUGACGGAGAAUCGUAACUUCUCUAAUUCCAAGACAGAGAAAGGUGACAGGUAUAUUGAUACACAAGAUGCCAAGUAUAUAUGUCCUGUUGUUGGACUAGAGAUGAAUGGCGUGCAUAAAUUCUCAUAUAUAUGGAGCUGUGGCUGUGUGUUAUCAGAGAGAGCCCUUAAAGAGCUCAAAGGAAGUGCCUGUCAUAAGUGUGGUGAAUUGUUCACACAGAAUGAUAUAAUACCGUUGAACGGAACAGAGGAGGAGGUUGAUGCUUUACAUGCUCGUAUGACGGAGAAACGAUUACAGCAAAAACUUGAAAAGAAAGCAAAGAAGUCAAAGAAACAGAAAUGUGAAACAGCCACAUCGUCUUCAGCUGCUGAGGCUGACAAUGGACCAAGUACAAGUAAAAAAGCAAAACUUGAUACCUCAGAUUCAAAAUUGACCAAUGGACAUUCUGCAUUAGCCAAUGGCAGUAAAGGGUUAAAGUUCACAUCAGACGCAAAAGAAAAGAUGCCCAAUGAGAGCAUUGCGAGAAAUUUAAAUGAUGAAACAGACUUGUUUAAGAAGGGAAGCAUACAAAAAGACCCCAAAGCGAGUUCAGCUUACAAAUCAUUAUUCACAACCAGUGACAGAGCUAAAAACCAGAUGAAAGGUCAUUGGGUUACCUCAAAUCCUUACUGGAUGUAGAUUAUUUCAUGAAAAUGAGAAAAAUAUGUGUUACUUAAUAUGUUGUAUUAAUUCUAUAACAGUGAGAUGCCUAAAUAUAUGAAUUUAUUACAUGCUUUUCGGUGGUUUAUAGAAAUAUAUCAGUGAUAUAAAACUGGUAAUUUCACUGUUUUGAAUUUAAGCCCCUUACGUUGUUUCAGUGAAAUACCAGCGUGCACAAUACUGGGUACCAACUUAAUGAGGUGACGUCGUAAAUGACGUCACGUUGUAUUAUUAUUUGGCGCGCUUUUCAUUCAGUUUUAGAUUUAAUGUCUUUUUAAAACGUUUCUUUGCAUGUAAUAAAAAGAAAAUUUGUUUAGUUUAGUGUAAGAUUGAAAUAUUUCACCUUGUGAACACCAAAAGUUAAUAUUUCGCUCGUGGCUGCGCCACUCGUGAAAUGUACCUUUUGGUGCUCACUCGGUGAAAUAUAUUCCGAUCUUACACUGAACUAAACAAAUAUCCUCUAUUUAAUUGAAGGAAAAGUAUUAUGAUUCACCUCGUAAUUUUGAUUGAAAUAUAUGUCUGAUGGAUUGUAAACAAAGAAGUUUUAAUCUACAUAAAGAUAUAAUACACAUACAGCAGUAAUAUUUUUUUUGUUAUAAUUGAACUACCGGAAAGAAAAAUAAACACCACAAUGUUUCGAUCUGUAUCCAAAAUAUUUUAUGUUUUCAAGUAUCAAUGCAGAAAAAAAGAAUGUUUUUAAUGUAAGGUUUUAAAAUUGUGUCUUGUUAAAAUGUAAAUAAAUUAUUGAAAGAAAA
Molecule: messenger RNA, 1856 nt
Organism: Ruditapes philippinarum (Manila clam)
Lineage: Eukaryota; Metazoa; Mollusca; Bivalvia; Venerida; Veneridae
Product: replication termination factor 2-like
Exons: 7
Coding region: 130-1080 (316 amino acids)
Biological process (GO): mitotic DNA replication termination; site-specific DNA replication termination at RTS1 barrier
Cellular component (GO): nucleus
Source: RefSeq, a predicted model, not a curated record